CGCGGGGCGCUGCUCGCUCCCUUCGCGCCGCCCGCUCCCGUUUCCUUCCUCCGUGCACGUCUCAGUCGGUGUGCCCUUCUCGUCCCGCCAUGGCCGCUCUCACCCGGAACCCGCAAUUCCAGAAGCUGCAGCAAUGGCACCAAGAUAACAGUUCUGACCUCAACCUGCGCCGCCUUUUUGAUGCCGACAAGGAGCGCUUCAAUCAUUUCAGCUUGACUCUUAACACCAACCAUGGCCACAUUCUGGUGGAUUACUCCAAGAACCUUGUGACGGAGGAAGUGAUGCAUAUGCUGGUGGACCUGGCCAAGUCCAGGGGUGUGGAGGCUGCCCGUGAGAGCAUGUUCAACGGUGAGAAGAUUAAUAGCACUGAGGAUCGGGCAGUGCUGCAUGUGGCCCUUCGGAACCGCUCAAACACACCCAUUUUGGUGGAUGGCAAGGAUGUGAUGCCAGAGGUCAACAAGGUUUUGGAAAAAAUGAAAUCUUUCUGCCAGCGUGUCCGCAGUGGCAACUGGAAGGGGUACACGGGCAAGUCCAUCACAGAUGUCAUCAACAUUGGCAUUGGAGGCUCAGACCUGGGGCCUCUUAUGGUCACUGAAGCCCUUAAGCCGUACUCUUCAGGAGGUCCCCGGGUCUGGUUUGUCUCCAACAUUGAUGGGACCCACAUUGCCAAAACCCUAGCCAACCUGAACCCUGAGUCCUCCCUGUUUAUCAUCGCAUCCAAGACCUUUACCACCCAGGAGACCAUUACAAAUGCAGAAACGGCGAAGGAGUGGUUUCUCUCGUCAGCUAAAGAUACUUCUGCAGUUGCGAAGCACUUUGUUGCCCUGUCUACCAACACGGCCAAAGUGAAAGAGUUUGGAAUUGACCCUCAAAACAUGUUCGAGUUCUGGGAUUGGGUAGGCGGACGCUACUCGCUGUGGUCAGCCAUUGGACUCUCCAUUGCCCUGCACGUGGGUUUUGAGAACUUCGAGCAGCUGCUCUCGGGGGCUCACUGGAUGGACCAGCACUUCCGCACAACACCUUUGGAGAAGAAUGCCCCUGUCCUGCUGGCUCUGCUGGGGAUCUGGUACAUCAACUGCUUUGGCUGUGAGACGCACGCCCUGCUGCCCUAUGACCAGUACCUGCACCGUUUUGCAGCCUACUUCCAACAGGGUGACAUGGAGUCCAAUGGGAAGUACAUCACCAAGUCCGGCGCCCGUGUGGACCACCAGACAGGCCCCAUUGUAUGGGGAGAGCCAGGGACCAAUGGCCAGCAUGCGUUCUACCAGCUCAUCCACCAAGGCACCAAGAUGAUACCCUGUGACUUCCUCAUCCCGGUCCAGACCCAGCACCCAAUACGAAAGGGUUUGCAUCACAAGAUCCUCCUAGCCAACUUCUUAGCCCAGACUGAGGCGCUGAUGAAGGGGAAAUCAACCGAGGAGGCCCGGAAGGAGCUCCAGGCUGCAGGAAAGAGUGCAGAGGACAUUGAGAAGCUGUUGCCACACAAGGUUUUUGAAGGAAAUCGACCAACCAACUCUAUUGUGUUCACCAAGCUCACUCCAUUCAUUCUUGGAGCCUUGAUCGCCCUCUAUGAGCAUAAGAUCUUCGUUCAGGGUAUCAUCUGGGACAUCAACAGCUUUGACCAGUGGGGAGUGGAGCUGGGAAAACAGUUGGCUAAGAAAAUUGAGCCUGAGCUUGAGGGUAGCGCUGAGGUGACUUCUCACGAUUCGUCCACCAAUGGAUUAAUCAGCUUCAUCAAACACCAGCGUGAUGCCAAAACUGAAUAAACUCAGCUACAGUUCCUGUUGUGACUGGUCCUUCUUGUCCCACCUUGCCAGAGUCUGCGCUGCAUGGUCCUGCCCCUCCCUGUCCAGGGCAACCUCUGGUUGAAGACUUGGGCCACACACCCCCUGGUGGAAGCCAGUCUGGAAUUGCCAUCCUGCCCCUUCCUUGUCCACUCUCCCUCUUUUCCACUUUGCUGAAGUGCUUCAGUGCAGCCGAUUUUUCUGACCCGUGUUUACAUCAUAAGCAGGAAAAUAAAGAUGCCACAAAGGAG
Marmota flaviventris (yellow-bellied marmot) is the source of this 2035-nucleotide messenger RNA. It is a transcript of the gene Gpi, whose product is annotated as glucose-6-phosphate isomerase. The record is from RefSeq and is a predicted model, not a curated record. Gene Ontology annotation, cellular component: cytosol. Gene Ontology annotation, molecular function: glucose-6-phosphate isomerase activity; carbohydrate derivative binding; monosaccharide binding. Lineage: Eukaryota; Metazoa; Chordata; Mammalia; Rodentia; Sciuridae. Gene Ontology annotation, biological process: glucose 6-phosphate metabolic process; glycolytic process; gluconeogenesis.